Calidris pugnax (ruff) is the source of this 2295-nucleotide messenger RNA. RefSeq names its product TBCC domain containing 1 (gene TBCCD1). The transcript is spliced from 7 exons. The record is from RefSeq and is a predicted model, not a curated record. Gene Ontology annotation, biological process: maintenance of centrosome location; maintenance of Golgi location. Gene Ontology annotation, cellular component: spindle pole centrosome. NCBI's taxonomy places the organism in Eukaryota, Metazoa, Chordata, Aves, Charadriiformes, Scolopacidae. Bases 114 to 1778 code for a protein of 554 amino acids.
GCGGGUCUGGCCGCAGUCCUCCACGGUGUGAGAGAAGGGCCGUCUCGUUGCUCCGCGCUGCUGCCGCUCUGCCCCGCGCCGGAAGCGGGGGAGCGGCGGCGGCGGCGGUCGCUAUGGAGGCCCCGGUGCGGCUGUGGGUGAAGACGGAGCCGUUCCUGGUGGGGGCCCUGCCCGCCCCGCCGCCCGCCCGCCUCAGCCCUCACUACCUGCGGAAGAUGGCGGCCUACGCCCGGGCGCGGGCGGCCGAGGGCUGCUUCCCGCGCCUGCCGUGGCCCCGCUGGCGGCACAUCGCCUGCGGAAAGCUGCAGCUGGGCCGCGGCCUGGCCUGGCUCUACUUCGACCUCUUCCGCAGCCUCCUCCGGCCCGACCCGCCGCGCCGCCUCGAGUGGGCCGAGGCCGAAGCGGCCUGUGCCGGCCCCGACGAGCUGGAGCAGGAGCGGAGCAAGCUGUCGGUGGACACCCUGCAGUUCCUCCUCUUCCUGUACGUCCAGCAAGUGAACAAGGUCUCCCUGCGGCGGUCUCUGAUUGGGGAGGAAUGGCCCAGCCCCCGCACCAAGUCUCCCGGCCUGACUGGAAAAUCCGGCAGCGAGAAUAAGAACUGGAACGAUCAGGACCACCAUGCCUUCGUGCUGAGCCACCUCUCGGAUCUGCUGGAGCUGCUGCUGGAGCCGGAGCAGCUCACUGCCUCCUCCCACUCCACCCACAGCAGCUUGGUGUCCUACGAAGCCGUCUGUGCCCUCAGCUUUCUUAUCGAAGGGACGGUGACCAAAUCCAGGAUGGUCCAUCCUCUGCACGAGCUUGCCCUCUGGCAGCCCUGUCACGGCCAGAAUGGCUACUCAAAGGUCUCCAGAGCCUUCUCCUUCCCCAAACUAGAGAGCUGGCUGCGCUCUUGCCUGACGUCAAACCCUUUUGGAAUGACUGCCUGCCUCAAGUCCGGGAAGAAGCUCGCCUGGGCACAGCAAGUUGAAGGAACAACCAGGAGAGCAAAGAUCGCCUGCAACACUCGGGUGGUGCCUGAGGUGUUCCCCAUGGUGAUCAUGAGCCAGGUCUACAAGCAAACGUUGGCCAAGAGCUCGGACACCCUGGUGGGGGCUCACGUAAGAAUUCAUCGCUGCAACGAGUCCUUCAUUUAUCUCCUCUCUCCCCUCCGGUCGGUGACCAUUGAGAAGUGCCGGAACAGCACUUUUGUCCUCGGCCCCGUGCAGACCUCUGUCCAUGUCCACAGCUGUGACAACGUCAAGGUCAUCGUGGUUUGCCAUCGUUUGUGCCUUUCUUCCACAUCUGGCUGUACCUUUUACAUUCUCACCCCUACCCAACCUCUCAUCCUCCUGGGGAACGAAGCCAUCAGCUUUGCCCCUUUCCACACCCAUUACCCCAUGCUCGAAGACCACAUGGCUCAGGUGGGGUUGGCCACUCUGCCCAACUACUGGGACAGCCCCAUGCUGGUGUGCAAGGAGAGCGGUGACACCAGCGUCUUCCGCCUCCUGCCGCCCUCAGACUUCUACCCCUUCGUGAUUCCUUUUGAGAUGGAAGGAGACACCACGGAGACGCCGGGUGGGCUUCCCCACGCCUAUCAGAAGGCGCUGAGUCAGCGAGAGCAGAAGGUGCAGAUCUGGCAGAAAACGGUGAAGGAGACGGGCCUGACCAAGAAUCAGAGGAAACGGUUCCAGGUGUUGGUAGAAAAUAAAUUCUACGAGUGGCUGGUUCAGACAGGGAACCGUCAGCAGCUGGACAGCCUUGUUCCUCCUGCGGUGGGCUCCAAGCAGGCAGCCGGAUAGCCUCGUGGCUAUGGUGAGAAGGAAUGAGCUCUGGGACCGGGCAGUGGUGCACUGAGAGCAGUUCUCACUCAGACUUUGCAGCCCUCCUGCCCGAACACGCUCGACGCCGACCCGACUCCCAGCCUCGGCGCGGAUGGGACUCUCUGUUCUGCUUUAGGAUUUCUCCCCCUUUCCUGGGAGCGUGCUGUAACUAGGCUGUUGGUAACUGAGAAGACUCAUGAGGAUGAUGAAGGGUCCUUUAGUGGGGUGGCCAUCAGCACAGUUAGUGGCUGUGGUGGGCCGAGGUGGAUGCAGGGCCCUGGCGUCGUGUGCAUCGUUACGGUACGAGCCAGCCCCACUGCUUUUAUACAUGCAAAAAUUGAAUAUUUCCUUAUUAUUUUUUUUAAAAAUGAAUGAGAUUCAGUGAUUUUUUAAAUUAUUUUUAAUAUGAAGAUGGCACUCGAGCAGUGUGACGUUAUAACUUUCUUAACACAUUCGCAUUGUUUUGACAAAAUGUCAAUAAAACAGAGUUCUUGGA